AUGCUGCACUACAUAGGUCCAAUGCCAGGUGCAAGUCAGUUGGAGUCCGGAAUAAGUGGGGGCAGUAUUUAUGUGGAUAGAGUUGUACAGGAGAGUGCAGUAGAUGGGUUGGUUCAAGAUCAAUUGCCAGACGACGCUAUUUUAUUGUGUCUUGGCACUAAUCAUGCUGCUCUAAAGAAUGAACUGGUUGACAAGAUGAAGUCGCCCAGCUGUCUGGUCAAGAUUUUGCUACCACUCCUUGUUUCAACAAUUGGAUCAAAAUCACCAGCAACCUUUGUUCAGGCUGGAAUAGAAAGUGUGCGCGAGGGUCCGGAUUCCCCAAUGGCGUUUAUUUCAGGGGCAGACCAAUGGAUGCGCCAGUAUUCAGCAAGGAUGGUUGCCAUGUUGCCCAGGAGUGUUCGCCAUGAGAUGCUUUCACUUUGUGUCUAUACUGAGUAUGAAAGCAUUUUCACGGUGAGAAACAAGAUCGAACCCGUCUGCUCCGAGUUGAAAAAGAUUAUUCAUUUCACAUGGAAGGCUUUUGGUUUGAUCCAUGGAUUUGUUGAUGAACGGGCACCACUACAAGUCCCAAAGUAUCUGUACAUGUUGAGUUUGCAGAAUGGAGAAAAUCUUGUUGACGGUUCCCCCGAACUACUACAAUACACAUCAUUUUGUUUCUUCGAAUCAUCAGAAUCUUUGAAGGGUGCAUAUGCCAUUGGCAGCACUUUGGCAACAAUUCUUUACAUCUGCCGUCUGGGCAGUCUUGGAGAGGCUUUCAAGUGUAAUGGGAAUAAUUAUAUUGGUCGACAGCUGGCUCUAUAG
Cylindrotheca closterium is the source of this 801-nucleotide messenger RNA. Lineage: Eukaryota; Bacillariophyta; Bacillariophyceae; Bacillariales; Bacillariaceae. The record is from the annotation of a GenBank genome assembly.